CCCGUCCUGCGCACCUCGCCUUCGCACCUGCAUCUCUCUUACACCAUCGCCAAUGACCUGCUCCCUCUUGAGAUCCGAUUAGAAAUUACAGCGAGGGAAACUUUACACGCAUUACGGGCAACUCUUAUGCAUACCCAUUGGCAUACCUUCACCUUGCUCGCCGUGGAAGAUAUUUAUUCAACAUUGUCACUAAGAAAAGACCUUUCUUCCAUUCUUACCGCGCAACCGCUUAAUCCUAAAUGGCUUUCACUCCCAACAAAAUACUCUCGCCAUGCUCUUUUCAGACGGCUUGCUGAGGUUUCAAGACUUACACGAGGUGUUAUCGUUUUGAUAUGUGACAUCCAUUACGCCAAGCUUGUAAUGGAUGAAGCGAGACGUCUAAACAUGCUUGAUGGCCAUUUUUUCUGGUUAUGGAUCGAUGCUUCCAAGGAGCUUGACGUCUUCCACACUGUCAGCAACAAAAUACAAGACGAUAACCAUGAAGAUUUCGAUAGCUUCAGCGAUAAAGACGAGGCUUUUAGGGGCGACCUUAUAGAGCGCCGUAAACGAGAUGAUGCAGACAAUAAUACAGUAAAAGAUAUAAGUCGUAAUACAGAAGAACAGCGGGAAAUAAAUUUUAAAGAAAAUAUUAAUAAAAGUAUUGAAGAUAGCAUAAAUAGUUCAAUAAAAUUGAGUUUACUUCGUAUUAGUAGGGAUAUAAAUAAGUCGGAAGCGCACAGUGUUAAUAACAAAUUAUUAAGUAUAAAUUUUAGUGAAAAUUUGAAUAGUAGUCGCAAUAUUAGUUCAGAGGAUGUAAGGAAUUAUAAUUAUGUAAAUAAUAAAGGCGUUGAAACUUCUAAAAUCGAAAAGAAUUCAAUUGAGAAGGGAAAGAUGUCCUUCCUAUAUAGAGAUAGUAGUAGAACAACUAGCUACAGUAAGACGAAAAAUGAAUCCUUUAAUAAGUAUGUAAAUAGCAUAAAUAUAGGAAGCGUUACCGCUGAAAAUAAUUUACUUAAGCAAGAACUCAUUCAUAGUAGAGAUGAAAUUAGAAAUUUGAAAGAUAGGCUAUUAUAUUCAAGUGAUAUUAGUGAUUUUCUAAUGAAUCCCACGGUGCAUAUGGCUAAAAUGCAUAAUGUUAGAGAUACUAUUGAAAAAAGAAAAAAAUACCCGUUUGUUGAGGAAUAUGAUGAGAUUACCAAAGAGGAUAACGUGACUGCAAUUAUAGAUAAUCUUCCUAUAGGACUGUUAGCACUCCAUCCACAGCCAAUGAAAAUCGAUCGCGCAUUCGUACAAGCGGCAGUGCGCAUGGCAGUGGGAGCGCUACGCAGAGUUUUACACGCGUGUGACGCUUGGUCGGCGCAGGCGCAGUUUUUCAGCGACGCUGCUGCAUCUUGCUGGGACGAGCCGAGCGAUCCAGCGACUGAUUUUUCUUUGGAGUUCGUCAGGGAAACAAGAAUUUCCGCUGCAGCCGCGCUAGCUGGGGGGACUGAGAGACCCGAAAAAGCAUUAACAGCUUCAUUUGCUUUAUUAAACCUUGUGCCAGGAUUUGACGGGGGUAACUCAUGGAGGCAAGUGGGACGCAUACAAGGACGCAGCGUCAAAUUGCAUACCAUCGUGUGGCCUGGAGGACGUCUCGUCGCUCACGGCCAAUCUGAUGGCGCUCGUACCAUAUUUCGAAUAGUCACAGCUCUAGCGCCACCUUUUGUAAUGGAAGGAGAACUGGAUGAAGAUGGUCAAUGUCUCAGAGGGCUUCCAUGCCAUCGACCUCGAACCUCCGACCGGGAUAAUCUCACUCUUGCUUUCAACGACUUGGACAGAGAUAACGAUCAAGAAGCCGAUGAUUUCUUUUUUCCAACACCUAAACCUGUUUUUUCACGAAUGGCCACACACUGUUGCUAUGGGUUAGCUAUGGAUCUCCUCGAAAAUAUUGCACAAGAACUGGAAUUUGAUUUUCAUUUAUACAUAGUAGAAGACGGCCUUUACGGCUCCAGAAAGCUUGUUAGGCCAUUUCAUAAAUUGAAUGAGUACAGAAGUGUUGCUAAUGAUUAUUUAUUGAAUCAACAGAGCUAUCGCUCGCAGUAUCGCAAUGGUUAUAAAAGCUUAGACGAGGAUUACGUGUAUGAAGAUGACCCGGAUGAAGAUUUCGAGAAAUGGAACGGCAUUAUUGGAGAUUUAGUAUCGGGAGCUGCCCAUAUGUCUUUUGCGGCACUUAGUGUGUCUGCAGCAAGAGCCGAAGUAAUUGAUUAUAGCCAACCAUAUUUUUUCAGUGGAAUAUCCAUAUUAGCAGCACCGAAUCAAAGACCUGAUAUCCCGUUGCUAGCUUUUCUUUUGCCAUUUUCCCCUGAAUUAUGGAUUGCAGUUUUUACGUCACUAAAUGUGACUGCUAUUGCUGUAGCGAUAUACGAAUGGUUGUCACCUUUUGGUUUGAAUCCAUGGGGACGGCAGAGGUCAAAGAACUUUAGUAUUUCAAGUGCUUUAUGGGUGAUGUGGGGUCUAUUGUGUGGCCAUUUAGUUGCCUUCAAGGCUCCAAAGAGCUGGCCUAACAAGUUCCUCAUAAACGUUUGGGGUGGAUUUUCUGUGAUAUUUGUUGCAAGUUAUACUGCCAAUAUUGCCGCUCUCAUAGCAGGACUGUUUUUUCAUAACGCCGUAGAUGAUUAUCAAGGAAGAAGUAAUUGGCUUUCUCUAAGAGUGGGAACCGCCAGGUCGUCGGUGUCGGAGUAUUAUGUCCAAAGGAAUAAUCCACAGCUGGCUCAACAGAUGCGACGUUACGCCCUCCAAGACAUUGAGGAGGGCAUUCAGAGGCUUAGGAAUGGAACAUUGGAUCUUCUGAUAGCGGACACGCCAGUUUUAGACUACUACCGAGCCACGGACCACGGGUGCAAGUUACAGAGAGUUGGAGACCACGCACUUGCCGAAGACACGUACGCUAUUGGUAUGUCUAAAGGAUUCCCACUAAAGGACAGCGUUUCGGCAGUUAUAGCGAAAUAUUCGUCGAAUGGCUAUAUGGAUAUUUUAACUGAGAAGUGGUACGGAGGUCUGCCCUGUUUCAAAUUGAGUCCUGAUUACGGAAUCCAGCCGAAGCCUCUUGGUGUGGCGGCUGUCGCUGGAGUCUUCAUACUGCUGGGAGUGGGAAUGGUUGUUGGCUGCCUUAUAUUGAUUCUAGAGCACCUGUUUUAUAAAUACACGCUGCCUGUGCUACGUCACCAGCCCAAAGGAACGAUAUGGAGGAGUCGCAAUAUUAUGUUUUUUAGUCAGAAACUGUACAGAUUCAUAAAUUGUGUGGAGCUAGUCUCCCCACACCACGCGGCUAGAGAGCUUGUCAACACUAUUCGACAAGGACAUUUCACUUCGCUGUUCCAGAAAAGUGUCAAAAGGAAGGAACAUGAACAGCGUAGAAGAAGAAAGAGUAAAGCACAAUUAUACGAGAUGAUACAAGCAAUACGAAGGGUGCAACAACGGGACCAUUCGUUAGGUUCUAUCAAAGAACAAGAACCAGUUGAAACAUCUGCAGAUGUAACAGAAGAGGUGACUGAAUCAAAGUUUCUAUAUACAUCGCCGGACGUCUCUUCGCGGUCCCCGCGCCAAGGCCGGUCACCAAGACAACUGCGCUCGCCCAGGGGACGACGGAAAAGAUGCAGUCUUGCCGGACUCAACGUACGAAGAUUUAGCACAGACUCGGUUUUAGGUUCAGAUUCGAUUUCGAAUAUCUACGAAAGAACUAGCCAUAACAUCGGAAGAAGACUCAGCAGAGAUGUCAAUUGUCUAACCAGUUCACCUCCUGAUAUAAACACCCGUCUCCGGACACCGUCGCCCAUGGUUCGUCGCGCUGAAGGCUCGUCCACAAGAAGUUACCAAGACGUAUCUGAUAGAUCUGACAAUUACCUCAGUACAGACGUCCCAACUUCUCGAGCGAGCGUGGAAAUUCUUGUGUCCGAAGAUUUAGACGUACCACCUGCACCGCCCUACCCUAGAGUGUCACCGACGGGCGGACGGUCGGAGUUAUCUCUGCUAUCUGAAGACGAACUAAUAAGAUUAUGGCGAAGUUCCGAAAGGGAAGUCCGGGAAGCUUUACUGGCAGCGUUGCAGGAGAGGCGGGCUAAUUUAGAUCCGAAACAAGAUCCCGGAUGAACGAGACUUAUUGCCACAUAUUUGGGAAGAAAUUGGUCAGUAGAUUCACUUAGGAUCUAUUUUCGCUGCACGGCGUGAGAACGAUAAGGAGUAUCGAUGAAUCAAGCGCAGUGGUUGAGUUAGUGCCUUUUUACAUUGUUUGAUGCGGACGUCUUUCAGGCGUUAGAUAGACAAUCGGUGUUCAUUUUAGUGUCUUGAUAUUAUUAUCAUAUUUGAACGGCUGCCUUAUUUUAUAUUUAAUUGCUUCAUCAAUCGGAAUCCGCGUCAAACAAUUUAAAUAAUGGUACAUGUAGGUACUAUACAAUAUGGAGAUGUUUACGUCCAGAAAUCAAAUUAAUCUUAUUAUUAGCAACUAACAAAAUGUAGACGUCAUAAAGUACGAGUAUAUUGUAUGUAUGUAUAAAUAUUAAGAUAGCUGACCACAACAUAAAGUGCUUUAUCCUAUCUAUGUCUAUGUAGAUGAUGAUAGAUAUUUCAUUGAUUGUAAUGAGCUACUUUAAUGAUUUUGAUGAUUCUAGAAUUUAUAUGUUAAGUCCUUGCCUCAUUCGUUGAACGAUCCUUCAGAAAAUGAUUUAUUAUCACCUAGGGCUGAUUUGUUCUUUACCCAGGUGACUCGCCUAGUGGGUCAAUAUUAUAAUAAAUGUGGACUAUUUUUCCUCCUUCCUUGUCUUAGUAUACACGUAUUAAUUUCUUCUUCUCACUACUGCAAAUUGAACAAGAAGCAGUGAAUCUUUAAUAAACAAAAGGAUUGGUGUUGUUCCUAUAAAUUCAUUGCAUUGAGUAAAUUGUGUAUGAAAAUAAAGCGCGCUCGAGAUAAUUGGACCAGUGCAGUAGAAUCCAGCAUGCAGUAUAAUUGGAUAGCGAAUACGAUAUUUGACAUUUAAUGGCUAGCUUAUAAAAUAAAAAGACACAACAACUGAGCAGUAGCAUGCUUCGACGGAAUUGAAAUAAAACGGCGCUGUUUAAUCCUUAUAAAAUGGUGCAUUUCUUUUAUUCUUCUAGCUCUUUCUUCCUUCGCUUUCUAUCCCUUCGUACUUUAGUAGAGCAUGCAUGUCUUUCUUAAUUUUUUACUCAAAAGUAUUAGUUUCAAAUGCUAUAGAUACCAGAAAAUUAGAUCUUAAUCUUGCCAUUAGAGUAGGUACAAUAUCUAUCAGAAUUAUAAUCAAAACAAAAACAAAAGUUAAAAAUUUUAGUUUCGCGCAUUCGGGAAAUUGAAGUCAAGUAAAUAAUCUCAAAUUAAAUUACCUACCUCGAGCGGAAAAAAAUCUCUACCAUAUUAAAACGUUAAAGAGAUUAUUACAGUUGGAUUAAAACAUCACAAGAAAAUUGUUUUCUUAAUUGAAUUAUGUAUAACGGUAACUAAAGAUAUUAUUAACGUAAGCAUAUAAAGUCGGUUAAAGAAUGAUAAAUACUGCCAAACGUAUCUGAAUAGAUAGAAUAACCUAGCAUCUAACACUUUCUUAGACCUUGCACCCUAGUAGAUUUAGUUUAGAUUUUUUUCUCUCUAUCAUAUCCUAUCUAUAUUCUUCGAAAAAUCCCUAAUUAAGUAGGUAACUUAACGAGAAAUUAAAGAGAAGCAAUAUUUUUCCCUAUACAUUUUAUACUACGAGUCGCCUAUAAUUUUAUUGUUAAAAGCAGCGUGAGUUCUAAUGGUGCGAUAGUUCUUACUUUGAAAUGGUUUUCAAAACAAAUAAUAUUAUACUUAUUCAACAGAAAAAAAACCCUUACCUACCUUUUUAUUGUCUUCUGACUUACCUAUGUAUGAUGCAUAUUAAAUUUUAUUUACAAUGCAUGUAACUACACUUUCUUCACGUUCUUAGAACCCAGUUGAGUUAUUUUCCAUGACCCAUUUUUCCAAUUUUGGACCAAACUACAAACUUUAAGUUGUAAUAAUAACUUAUUAAAAUUCGAUUGGAUGUGAGUCAUCUAGUGAUAUUUAAAGUCUUAUGCAUUUCUCUCUCUAAUGUCGUCGUAUAACAAUACUAUGAUAGGUAGACAUUAUAAAAUUGCUGUAUAAGUAGUAGGUAUUAAACAUUAGGAGUAGAGAUAAUGUUAAUAUUUAAAUGCCAGUUUCUACUUGUAAAUUUUGCCAGAUGUUUUUGACCUCGCCUUAGUUCAUUGAUGUUUUUUUUGCUCUAUGAACACAACCAGUUGCAUUAAAGAUUCUUUCCACCAACCAAUAAAUACUACGUGCCAUUAUCUGUAGCUUAAGUCCGGACAAAUGUUGAAUGUCACAACAUGCGCAUUUUAUUGUUUUUUUUUAACAAAUUCAUCGUGUUUUUUUGUAUGAUGAAAUGUGUUGAUUUCGUCAUAAUUAUUUUAUCUACUAUGUUAAGUUGCAGUAUUUUGAUGACUAGAAGAACUAAGCUAUGACGUAGGUUAUUCUGGUGAAUAUACGAAUGUCAUUUUACCCAUUACACUUGUUAGUAUGGAUUGAUAGUUCUAAAAUGAAAAUGUGUAUUGCUUACUUAUUACUGUAAACUAAUAUUUGACAGAUUUAUAAGGAGGUUUUACUCUAUAGGUAUCAAAGAUACCAUGUAUUAUUUACUAGCUAGUUAUUAACUAAAAUAUUAAUAAACUCAUUAGUAACACUUUAGCAUUUACUUAUUUUUAUCAUAAUUGAUAUGAAAAAGACGCCAAUUUUAAAAUUAGUGACGAAAUAAAAAUGUACUUGAUAUUUUACCUGUAAAUUAUUGUACAUAAUGCAAAUGACUUUAUUGGUAUUGAAGUAAAAGUAUUAAUGAUCUCGUGAACUGUCAUAAGAAAAAUAACAGUCCUAAAAGUUAAUGUAAAGCCAUUUUUAAAUAAGUUCUAAAGCACUCAUGUUUGAUGAAUACCUAAAUAAGUUAUUAAAAAAAAUUGUUUCUUUUGAAAACUAGGGAAAACUCCUGUUUUUCUUAUGUAUUGAAAUGAAAAAUAGGCUCUCCUUCAAAUCUGAACGUUUUGAAUCUACGAGUAGCAACGUCAAUGCAAAGCGUCCUCUCAAUUAAAAAAAAACAUUGUAAUCAAAUUACGAGUACAUGCUAUAAUUAAAUACCUAAUUAUUACAUUUCACAGUAUUACGUUUGCUAUCCGAUAUUAAACCUUAAGUGUACCUAAAAUGUAAGCUCGCGACUGUACCUAUUCAAUGUGAUACAUGUUUGAGGAUUUCAUAAUAAUAUGAUUAUGUUACAUUUCAUUUAAGAAUUUAGAAGGUGUUUUGCUUGUUAUGUUUUGGAAACUACCUACUUAGUCAAUAAACAUGGCUGAACCUCUACUUUAUUGUGGUUAUAUGUUACUUUACUUAAAACAUUAAUUUAUUCAUAUAACAAAAGGAAUUGAAAUCUAGAUCUGUAUUGAUGACAGUCACGGCGAUGAUAGUUGAAAAAAAUAAAUAUUUGUGCCAAA
Ostrinia nubilalis (European corn borer) is the source of this 7494-nucleotide messenger RNA. Its product is annotated as glutamate receptor ionotropic, NMDA 3A-like. The coding region runs from base 127 to 4107 and encodes 1326 amino acids. The transcript is spliced from 13 exons. Gene Ontology annotation, cellular component: plasma membrane. Gene Ontology annotation, biological process: ionotropic glutamate receptor signaling pathway. Lineage: Eukaryota; Metazoa; Arthropoda; Insecta; Lepidoptera; Crambidae. Gene Ontology annotation, molecular function: NMDA glutamate receptor activity. The record is from RefSeq and is a predicted model, not a curated record.